ACAGAGUCUGGUAGAUUGACCAAUCAGAAAUCUGUUGACAAAUCGAGUCAUUCUGCUGAGUCCAACUUUGAAAAGUACAUACAGUCACAAUGGAUUAAUCUUUAAAAUGUAGCUAGUUCUUGAUCAUAUCUUAAACUUGAUUGACGGAGACAACUACAUAUAGUUUGGAUUUGCAUACUGUCUUGCCUUAUAUGUGGCAUUACGAUUCCAUUCUCAAGAGCAAGGGAGUAUUCAUGAAAUGAUCCUUACCUUAUUAGGCAAAAUAUUGAGCUACUGAAGAAUUUAAAAUCAACCUAAGGACAUUGCAAUGAAUGUAGUACCUAACCCAAGGAAGGUGUUGCGUUCACCUAGCUUGAAGCGGAAGAGUAAACCCAUACCUUUGUCAGACAGGGUUACCUUAGAGCGAGUACUUGGGUUGACUGUAAGCAGCAGUGCAUCUUUAACAUGUGACCCAAACACAGGAACCAUUGCAUACCCAGCAGGGUGUGUGAUAGUUCUAUUUCACCCCAAGAAGAACAAACAGAGUCACAUAUUCAACACAAGUCGCAAAACACUGACAUGUCUGUCAUUUUCCUCAGAUGGCAAAUAUAUCGUCACUGGAGAGUAUGGUCACUUGCCAUGUGUCAGGGUGUGGGACGUCGUGGAGAAAACACAGCUGGCGGAGUUUAUGGGACACAAGUUCGGGAUCAGCUGUGUGGCCUUCUCCCCAAACUUACGCUACAUAGUCUCCAUUGGGACCCAACAUGACAUGGGAGUUAAUGUAUUCGAAUGGAAAGUCAACCGUAAAGUUUGCUCUAACAAGGUAUCCUCUAAAGUAAAGGGUGUUGCCUUUAGUGAAAAUGGACAACAAUUCGCAACAAUUGGAAACCGUCAUGUCAGAUUCUGGUACCUUGAAUCGAGUAAAUCUAAAAUCAAAGGAGAAACAUUGCCACUUGUUGGUAGAAAUGGUAUCCUUGGGGAACAAAGGAAUAACUGCUUCAUGGAUGGAGCAUAUGGGAAGGGGCAAAACAGUGAGGUGUUAUAUGUGAUAACUCAAAGCGGAUUACUAUGUGAGUUUAAUGAACAAAGGCUCCUUGAUAAAUGGGUUGAAUUAAGGACGUCCCAAGCAUUUUGUAUGUCAGUGGGAGAAGAUGCUAUAUACAUAGGUUGUUCCGAUGGUAUAGUGAGGAUUUUCGAUUCAUAUAAUCUUCACUUCGUGGCUACUAUGCCACGCCCACAUUACCUCGGAGUCGAUGUCUCACAAGGGUUGGAACCGAGACAUUUAGUGGAGUACCCUGACAAUGCUAAGUUUCCACAGACUGUUGCAAUAGCAUUCGAUGAUGUGAGCAAUAAAGUGACAUGUGUAUACAGUGACCAUAGUCUCUAUAUGUGGGAUGUUACAGAUGUCAAGAAGAUUGGGAAGGUCUGGUCCUUCCUGUAUCACAGUCAGUGUAUAUGGGAUAUUGAUACCUAUCCAGAUAUAAAGGAAGGACAUGAUGCAUUACCGAAAGGGUCAUUCAUUACAGCCUCUGGGGAUAACACCAUAAGAAUCUGGAACUUAGAGUCAAAUAUGCAAACAGACACCGCUUACAGGAGAAAUAUAUACAGCAAUGAGCUUGUAAAGAUAGUGUACCUGGAUGGUAAUAGAGAGCAUUUGUGUGAUGAGAACAGCAAUGUUGCGGGUACAACAGACAAGACAGAUGCUGCUGAGGCUAAGGUGGGGGUGAGGACCCUCAAGAUCUCACCCUCUGGGCAACAACUCGCCUCUGGGGACAGAUGUGGAAAUAUAAGGGUUCACAAUUUGCAGUUCAUGGAGCAGAUGGCCUAUGUCGAAGCUCAUGAUUCGGAGGUCCUAUGUCUGGAAUAUACCAAGCAGACAAAGGGCGCUAAUUUCUUAGCAUCUGCCAGUAGGGACCGCUUGCUUCAUGUCUUUGAUGUGGAGCAAGAUUAUGGACUUAUUCAGACCCUAGAUGACCAUUCCUCUUCCAUUACUGCUGUUAGAUUCUCAGAGAAUGAAGGCCAGAUAAAAUUGCUCAGUUGUGGUGCUGAUAAAUCAAUUCUCUUCAGACAUGCUCAAAUGAACCCAGACUUCCAGUUUGUUCUCCAAGAACACCUUGUGGGAAAGAAUACUUUGUAUGACAUGGAUAUAGACCCAACACACAAGUUUGUUACUACUGCCUGUCAAGACAGAAAACUCAGAAUUUAUAACAUCAAGACAGGUAAACAGAAGAAGUGUUAUAAAGGAGCACUUGCUGAUGACGGCACGCUCAUUAAAGUCUCAAUUGACCCAACUGGAAUGUUUGCUGCGACAAGCUGCUCAGACAAAAGUCUGUGUGUCUAUGACUUUUAUUCUGGAGAGAUUGCAGCCUCAAUGUUCGGGCAUUCAGAGAUAGCUACAGGGGUGAAAUUCAGCAAUGAUUUACGCCAUCUGAUAUCUGUGUCGGGGGAUGGGUGUAUAUUUGUGUGGCGAUUGGCUCCAGAAGUGACCAAUCAAAUGCUGAAUAGAAGAUCUGAUAUGGGCCAGGCAACAUUUGACGUCAAGACUGAAAACCCUAAGAGAGAGACAUUUGUGACUGUCCCCAAUGUGCUUGAGAGACUAGGCAGGUCCCCAGAACCUGAAGACUUCCCAGUGCAGACCCUGAAGGAGCCCUCUCCCAUUCCACAUGAGACCUCACCCAAACCAGACUUCCAGUUGGAGGUGGGGGAUCUGCCAUCCUGGGCUAAAAAACAGAUCCAAGCAGAGCAGUUUCAAGAGCCUGAGGAGAAUGUUCCUGGUGCUGUGCCAGCCCGGGGAGCCUGGGCCCAGAGGCUUGAAAAUGAGGGAGUUUUGACAGUGAAAUCUGUCAUGGAUGACAAUCCUAUGGUGAACCCUAUGAGUGCUCUUGAGAGAAGACGCUAUACAAUUGAACCAGAACAACACAUCUCUGACAUACGUCGUGAUACCAUGAUCAUUUCAAGGGACCACAGAGCAUCAAAUGUUCCAAUCAUAAGUGAUGUAGAUAACGAAGGUGAUGAUGAAGAUGAUGAGUUUUUCCCACCCCAAUCACGAGAACAACUGGAGAGGAAGUUACAGCGUGGGAGCAGCUUUGAUUCGGACAGCUCUAUUACAUUCAGGUCAGCAUAUGCUACACAAGAGGAAGAUGCAGAUGAUGAUGAAACUGAAGAAGUCAUCUACUACCCUCCUAGCAGGGUCAGCAUAUCUGAUGGCACACAGAAUAGUUUCACAGUAACUGAAUCCAUUGGAGGGAGACAGAGGGAAGGUUUAAAGAAUGAUGAUGGGGAUUCUGAAAAUACCCAGGAAUCUGAUGAAGAGAUGGAUGACAUGAUGUCCCCUGGUUCAUCCGACCCAAACACACCCAUGGAGUCAGGCACACCUGGACAGUUCCUGAAAACAAACUUUGAAAGUUUAAGUACUGCUGGGGAACCUAACUUGGGUCAGGAACAGUUUGGGAACAAGAUAGAGUCCCUUGAGCCCUCAUAUCCUAACCACAGACUGAGCAUAUCCUCACGGUUCCUCUCCCGUUCUCAAGCCACACAUCUAAGUAGUAACAUCGUCCCCAAUAAUGCUCAAUCAACCAUGAUCAGAAGGAACUUGUAUAACCAAGCUGUACAGAGAGGCAACGAAGAGGAGGCAGAAGCUAAGAGGGUAGAACAGGCCAGAGUUGAAGCAGAGGCCAGAGAACGUCUAGCUGCUUUACAGUGGGCACCAAAAGGUGGCAGUGAGGAUUCUACACACACUCCUGGGGACAAUGCUGAAGAAUUCCCAGUAAAGCUCAGAAAUAGGGACCAUAUCAACAAAGAUGUAAGCAAGCGCCAAUCGACAGAUGGACAUCUAGUGAAAUCAGUUUCCAAGGCAAAUCUGAACAGGCGCUCUUUAGGACCAACCAGUAUGACCCCUACCUCCGUGUCAGACAAGCCUGUGCCUUCUUAUAUGAGGCAGACAUCCACAUCGCGGGCCAAGAGAGGUCAGAACUCCAAGGAGAACACCCCCACCACGACAACCACAGGCCUCUCCAGAGCAAGAUCUGUACAGUCCUUAGACCAGGUAGGGACUGGGAGUGGGAAUGGAAGCGACCCCCGUAAAGUACAAAACUUGCCAAAAAAGCGUACUCUUAGAUCAACUAGAUUGAGCUCGAGAUUAUCCAAUGCAAUGUCUACUCCCGAUUUAUCUCAAAUUGGCACUGGAAAGGAUGAUGAUAUGAAAGUGGUGGAUAUUGAUAUUGAUUCUGUAUCUGAUCCAGAAACAAAACAGAAAGCACGCAGCAAAUCCACAUCUGAUCCCAAUACAGGAAUUCAUAAAUAUUCACUGCGAUCCCGUCGAAGUGAACUUCCGAAGAAUGAAAACCUUAAUAAUUUAUCAUCUAGUAGUGAGGAUGUGUCACAGGGGUCAUUUAAAGAUGUAUUCACUAAACCAUCUAAGAAACCAUCUAGGAAAUUACCCAGUACAGAUGGACUAAAAGUUGGAGAAAGGGCCAGUGAAAUUUUAAGAAGUGGGAGUGAUAGCUCUCAGUCAUCCACUAGUGGUUUGCUGGACUCUAAAACUAAGGGAGCAACUGAGCCUUUUCAGAAUAGUGGUGAUCGAUUAGCCAUGCCUCCACCUCCAAAUGCAAAUGUUGCACGCUCCAAGCAAGAUCUUUUCCUGAAGAGAUCGGCUGAUGCUUCCAGAAGUCGAUCUAACAAGAACCUAAGUUUAUCAGAAGCUAAGGAUAUUUUGCUAGGGAAAUCAAAUGACAAGCUUCCUCCUCGGCCCACCACUCAAAAAGAUCAAGAAGCCUCCAAAGCUGAACCACUAAAAACUCGACCUAGGUCAAGGUCACAGAGACACCUUAGCAAUCCAAACCCCUUGGAGAUUCACCUUGCACAACAGAAAAUCAGGCAGCAGGCUGAAAACAAUACAGAUGACCUUCCUGUUAAGGAACCUUCGUCCAAUCUUAGGAAAAAUAUGUCCAUGUCUCUAGCUGAUCUCAGCCAAUCACCAUCCAAACGUUCCAGUACGAUAGGAGUGGCUGAAAAGAAUGUUAUCUCCACUAUACAUAAUAUACUCAAUGUGAUUGGUGAUCAAAGGAGGGCAAAGACAUCAGAUAAACCUGAUAAGAUAAGCCCUAAAAAACCUGCACGUCCAAAUGAAGCUGGUGAUGCAGCUGAAAGAAAAGAAAGUGUUGCUCAAAAACGUAAGCGUGAGCCAGAUCGUAGACACACAGUUGGGAUAACUAAAACUACUCUAGCUGCUGCACGACAGAUCAGCACAAGAUCAAGUCCAACUGCAACAAGGCCAACAACACUCCUUAAUAACUCAGAAAAAUCACCAGCUGCACAAAAUGUCAAGUCCACUAGACACUCAACCAAUCAGAAAACUUAUUCUCCAACAUCUCCAAAAAUAACAUCCCCGAGGAAAGGAGAAAUUAAUUCCAAUACCCUUGCCUCACCUUCAACACCAUCCAGAGUUCUAAGUCCACCGACGUCACACUCAACACCAAGUAAUGUUCAAACACCCCCUUCAACACCCACCAGAGUUCAGAGCUCACAUUCAACACCAACCAGAGCUCAAAGUCCUCCCAAAUCACACUCAACACUGAACAAUGUUCAAAGCCCACCUUCGACACCCACCAGAGUUGUGACCUCACAUUCAACACCAACCAGAGUUGAAAGCCCACCUACACUUGAUUCAACACCCAACAAUGUUCAAAGCCCACCUUCGACACCCAUCAGAAUUGAAAGUCAACCAGGGCCAUAUUCUACCCCCAUCGGGGUCCAAAGCCCACCAAUCAUUGACAGAACUGCUGAGCAUAAUAUACCUGAAAAACCAGAUAUUCCAUCUUCAAAUGACACCAAAUCAGACUCAAAUGUUUCACCAGUGAAGCAAAUAAUCAAAAAGACAAGCACAGACAAACCUGCCACCAUAUCUGCAUCCACCAUACAGAAUCGCGUUAGAAUGACUGAAUCGCCCCAGCGUUCACCAAGAGCAUCAACUCCAGAUGGUAAACGUCAUAUCACUGUGAUCAGAGUAGAUACAGCUGCUUCUAAACAUAAACUGAAAUCUCUUGAGGCUUAUAAAGUACAACCCAAAUCAGGGGAAGGAAGCUUGACCAGAAGUAGGUCUUUUGCUGCUGGAGAUUCUAUGUCUCAACUUUCCAGAAGUUCUACCCCAGUGUCACAGACUUCCAGGAGCUCCACUCCAGUGUCACAGGCUUCCAGAAGCUCAACCCCAGUGUCACAGAUCUCCAGAGAGUCCACUCCACUAUCACAAGUGUCCAGUCCUCCCUCUGUGUCCAGUCAAAGCUCAUUAACCCCAGCGUCAUCUAGAAGCCCAACUCCUGAUAUUCCAUCUAAAAUGCCAACUCAGACAGUGGAGGAUGGCAAAGGAAAAGUACAAGAUCACAGUAGAACUACUAGAUCAACUAAUUUAUGGGGUGCAGAGAAUGCAGAUAUCUGGAUAACACCAGCUAUCCCUGAACACAGAGAAGUUGGCAAACUCAAGCCAGACACGGAAGCCAGUGUAGCAGCAUGUGAGCAUCUGGUAAACAACAUGAAGGAUGUUGUUAGCCAGGCAACCAACAUGUAUUUCAAGGUGUUGAAGAAUUCAGACAACACUGAACAGUCCAACAAGAUGAAGACUGUCCUAUCAGAAGCUUUCGAGGAAGUCCAUGAAUCAAUCGCCAUGGCAACAGGUAAAGCAACCGAAACGACCCGCAAUGACAUCAAACCCGAUGAGGAGAUGAAGAAACUACAAGAAAGCAUCGUAGAGGCUGCUUUGGGAGCAGUCAUGCCUCUAAUGCAUAACUAUUCAGAGAAACUUUCGCAACGAGUUUAUAGUCUCGUUCAGGAGAAGAUGGAGAAUGAGGUUUCAAGGGAUUAUGACUGCGAUACUUAAACAUUGGAUGUUUGUGAUCAUCAUAAAUUCCUGAAAAUGAUGGUCAGUUAUGUUGAAGGGCCCAUAUAUGAGGAUGUAGGACCAGAUAUGUCAUGUAGGCCAAUUAAAGGCACACGGGCCAGUUAGACUCAACCACUUAAGAACAUCACUUCACUUUUGAAUCUUUGUUGCUAAGAUAGGAUAUACGAAAAAUAUUGAAAAAUAUGAGAUUUUCAGAAAUUGGCAUCUGUUUAUCUAAGCUACAUUAUAGAGCAUGUAGAUACAAAAUGCUAAGAGUUUCUGUUGAUGUAUGUAAAUCUCCAUGUUUGUGUAUGUCAAUGUUUAGGCCAAGCAAGUGGUGCUCUAGUCAAAUUGUGUACACUGUGUGUAUGUACAGAUGAGAGAUAAAUGUGAGCUUGCACACUGAAUUACUUUUCAGACAAUUUCUCUAAAUAAAACUGCACUGCCUGUAUACAUUCUUAAAUGAAAUAAUACAUUCUUAAUCCAUAUUAAGCAAGCUAACAAUCUUCUUGUGCACAAUUCAUAUAUGCAAUAUUCGUUAUGAUGUAUAAACAUUGCAGUAUGUAGAAAAUAGAACUUUUGUAAAAAUGUACUGUAUAAUAUGCAUAUUUGGAAGGUAUGCUGAUGCUUUUGGUAUGUCGUGUUGGGUAUUUUUUACUCCCUGUUUCAGGGUUGAAACUUUGUCAGUCUAAUACACAGACUCAUGAGAUAUCUGUGUCCUUGGGCUGUGUGUCAGACUGACUUGGGUUAAAUCUACAUAUCUCUGCAGUAUAUGUUACUUUUAAGCCAUAUAUAUAUGGCACCAUAUUUGGCGCUUCAUAUGGUACGUUUUUUCGAAGCUGAAUAUAGCUCUAACACAAUUCAACAUGAGAGAAAAUGAUCAGGCAAAUGGGUACAUUAUCAUGAGUUUUAGCGUUGCAGGGGACAACUAAAAUUAAAGGCUAGUUAAUAAAGGCUUUUAAAACUGAGCAAUGAAAGAAAGUGAAAGGAAUGAUCUCACAUAACUAUCAUUCCAAACAUAAUCACUUUAAUUAUUUAAACAUCACAAGGUUACAUUAAGGCAUAUAAGGUGGACUGAACUGUUGAGUUGAGCCAUUUGAAUAAUGAGCUAAGUAUGUGUUUCAAUGGCUCAGUUGUAUACAAGGGGCUGAAUUAAAUAUUAAUGUGUCACUUUUUUGCAAAGUUAAUUACCAGGCCAGCAUAUUGGGAAAGGGAGAGGGUGUAAAAAGCGUUGCAUAAAUUGGAUGAUAUUGACUAUCCACCCUAAGUGCUUUAUAUGAUUGUGUAAUCAAGAAGAAGAAGGGGGGAUAUGAGACUUCAUGAAAUAAAAGAAUAUGAAAUUGGUUUUGUCAGUGUGAAAACUAAUCAACCAAGCCCCUUGGAAAUACAACUGAAUGAUAACAUAUUGAGGACCCAUCCCAUCCCAAUUUAUCAUAUCAAUGCAAUUUAAAAUCAUUGGGUAUUAUGUUGAAAGUAGACACUGUUUGAGUGAUGAUAUUAUAUUACCUGAAUGGAUAAAGGUGGUUUCUAUCAUUCACCUUCAUUUGCAAUACAAUUAUAUUAUGAAGUGUAAUAUGUUCUGUAGAGUUCAAUACUGAUUUAUAUUAAACAAAAAAACAUAAAGUUUUACAGAACACAUGAUUAGUACUGGUAUGGUGAAAGAAUGUAAAAAUGUAAACAUAAGGUGUGUAAAAUGUAAACAUUGAGGUCAAAAUGGUGAAAGCUACUGUUGUCCGUUGAAUUACAAUAUUGUACAUUCCAAAAUCAUAUCCCAAUACAAAGCAAAUUGUGUCACUGCAACCAAAAUUAAAAUUAUCAAUUAAAGUGUUAUUGUAGAAUUUUAUAUCAUGAAUCCAGAAAGAUCAAUAUCAUAAAGCAUACAAUGAGUAUUUAAUUGAACUGCAAUAUAAGAUUUGAUCUGUCACACUACAUUUUGACACAUUUGUGAUCGAUUUCAGUGUACCACAUGCAUCUGAUUGAAAUGAAGAUUUUAAUCAAAUGAAUAAAUGUUUUUGUACAGAGAGAUCACCCUUAUUCAACAUUGCAUUUCAUUUUAAGUUUGAACAUUUUUGCCAAAAGUAUUUAUUAGGUUUUAGGGUAUAUAUAGGUGUAAGUUAUGGAGAGUCCACUCUUGCGAUGAGCUAUAAUGUUCAAUACAGUUGUACUCGUAAAAUUGAACACCUACAAGGCAAACACAUUUUAAUACACAUGUAUCAUAAAAGGGGUGUUCAUGUUUUCAAGUUUUGCUGUGCAGUACUCAAGAAUUCUCUCCUGUAUUUAUUUUCUGUACAGAUGUAUAAAAUGUAAAUGGCAUAAUUGUUUUUUAUGAGGUGACAGAGUGUAACAUAUGAUGUGACAGGCUGGGUGUUAACUGCUGUAAAAUGUACACAAACUCUCUGUUGUAGAAGAAUGUGACGAUAAGUGAUUUCAUUUUAAGUUAAAAUGUUUUUGCCAAAAUUUUUUUAUAACAUAGUAUGUAUUAGGUGUAUCAGGUUUUAGGAUUAUCUCUACUGCCUUACGGCUGAUUGUUGACUUGAUGGUAUAUUUGUAAAAUUAGGUUAUGUCUCAAUGUUGUGCUGGUAUUAGAUAUUUGAUCAUCAAUGUGUUCAAUAUUCCAAUAACAAUAGGCUUAGAAGUAAUAGAUUUUAUGGCAAUGUUGAGUAGUGGAUUAGUUUUUCUACUAUCAUUGUAUUUUUGUAUUUAUAUUUGAUUAUCAUGCAGAUGUUGCUAUACUAAAGGACUGAAUAAACAUUUAUUUCAGAGAAUAUUCAAAUCUCUUUUUUAUCAAACUGAAAGGUUGAUUUCUGACCAAAUCUACUACAGUUUCUAUUUAACCAUCUUGCAUACCAUCUUUGUAUUGAAAAUAAGUGAGUUACUAACAAAAACUAAUAAUUGUAUUAUUUGAUGGACAUUAAUAUAUUGAAUACAUCUUAAGAAUUUCAAUACUAUUUGUGUUUUUGUUAUUGGGAUAUGUUGCUAAUAAAUGUAAACAGAAUAAAUAAACAACAAAAAUGUAUAUAAUGUACAUGUCUCGAAGGAAGACAUGAAAGAUGUUUGUAAAUAUGAGAUUUUGUACAUGAACUGAUUGUGUAUAUAUAUUAUUGAUCAAUACAGUAGUCUUCCUAUUCUGAA
Messenger RNA from Owenia fusiformis, 9982 nucleotides. NCBI's taxonomy places the organism in Eukaryota, Metazoa, Annelida, Polychaeta, Sabellida, Oweniidae. The record is from the annotation of a GenBank genome assembly.